CGGCGUCAUUCUUGCUAGUCAUUUACGAGGCUACUCCAGGUCCUUCUGCACGUCCUCGAGCCCCGGUCCCCACCGUCCCUUGUCUUCCGCCUCCAUGUCCACCCAAGAACGCUCUGUCAAAAUCCUUACCGACCCCGCGAAACCCCCAACGCGGGCCCUCGACUCUCUAAUCGAGCAAUCAAUACACAUCGUCCCGUCCUUCACGCUCGAAUGCGGACGGACUUUGCGCGAGGUCCCCGUCGCGUACAAGACGUGGGGAAAGCUCAACGAGAAUAAGGACAAUGUCAUGAUCAUCUGCCAUGCAUUCACUGGCAGUGCGGACGUAGAAGAUUGGUGGGGUCCACUAAUGGGGCGAGGGAAAGCCUUUGAUCCCAACCGGUUCUUCAUCUUCUGUGCGAACACGUUGGGUUCGCCGUACGGCUCCGCGUCGCCUGUGACCAUAAAUCCAGACACCGGACGCCCUUACGGCCCUGAGUUUCCUGCGACUACCAUCAGGGACGACGUCCGCAUUCACAAGCUGGUCUUGGAUCACCUCGGCGUCCGCUCAGUCGCUGUCGUCGUGGGAGGAUCAAUGGGUGGGAUGGCAGUCCUUGAAUGGCCCCUCUGCACUCCUCCUGGAUACGUCCGCCAUAUCAUUCCUCUUGCGACCUCGGCCCGCCACAGUGCCUGGUGCAUUAGCUGGGGCGAGGCACAACGCCAAAGCAUCUACAGCGACCCCAUGUAUCAGGAUGGGUUCUAUACCACCCAACCUGCAUCCGGGCUUGCGGCUGCACGUAUGAGCGCCCUCCUCACCUACCGGUCUCGCGACUCCUUCGAGAGUCGUUUCGGCCGUAAGCCCCAGCUUCGACCAUCGUCUCCCCUGACGCCACCCGAAUCGCCAGGCGUUCACGCUCAGUCUGACGACGAAUCGUCGCUCGCGCACCACAACGACGGGCACCGAAACGCAGGCGCGUCACGCCCGACGUCGCCUGGUGCGCCCAAACCUCCCAUUUUCUCCGCGCAGUCGUACCUCCGCUAUCAGGGCGACAAGUUCACGGCGCGCUUCGACGCGAACUGCUACAUCCACAUCACCCGCAAGCUCGACACGCACGACAUCGCCCGAGGACGCGCGGUCACAGACGGGUCGCCCGAGUCGGAGACGCGUGCCCUGGCGAAGGUCCUCUCGACGCUCCCGCCGCGCGCCCUCGUCAUCAGCAUCGCGACCGACGGCCUCUUCACGCCAUCCGAGCAGCGGGAAAUAGCCGCGUCUAUCCCCGACGCGGAGCUCGUCGUUAUCCAAUCGCCAGACGGUCACGACGGUUUCCUGUUGGAGUUCGAGCAGAUUAACACGCACAUCUGCAAGUUCCUUCGUCGCGAGUUCCCCGAGUACUACGCGAAGGAGCUGCCGGAGGAUAACGAGCCGGAGACUGGCUUUGAGGUCACGAAGACGAGUGUCUUUGGAGAGGCGGAGGCGGACGUCGCUAACUGGUAACGCCGGUCGGUGGUUUGGUGUGGUGGGCGCGCUCUUCGUGCUUGGCCUGGGUGCCUUGGAAUAUUUAUUGAGCGCUCGUUCCUGCGUCCGGAGUAGAGCAAAGUGGAUGCUUCUGGGACAGUGCUGGCUUUAGACCUAUCCAACUUGCAAUAGACCUCCGAAGUCCAACCUUGGGGCGGUCGAAUUUGUAUCGUUAUACCUAUAUUAUGGGAUCCAACUCCUUUUAGGAUCCAACUCCUCUCGUAGUAGUACACAUAUCUUACCCUGUAGCCUUAGGAUCCAACUCCGAUAUCCACCUAUCCGUUCCGACUUUUCGAUGUCAGCGUGGGUGUGGCCUUCA
Messenger RNA from Schizophyllum commune H4-8, 1811 nucleotides. RefSeq names its product homoserine O-acetyltransferase. Gene Ontology annotation, biological process: L-homoserine metabolic process. The record is from RefSeq and is a predicted model, not a curated record. The coding region runs from base 95 to 1471 and encodes 458 amino acids. The transcript has 3 exons. NCBI's taxonomy places the organism in Eukaryota, Fungi, Basidiomycota, Agaricomycetes, Agaricales, Schizophyllaceae. Gene Ontology annotation, molecular function: homoserine O-acetyltransferase activity.